Molecule: messenger RNA, 381 nt
Organism: Cryptomeria japonica (Japanese cedar)
Lineage: Eukaryota; Viridiplantae; Streptophyta; Pinopsida; Cupressales; Cupressaceae
Exons: 2
Coding region: 1-381 (126 amino acids)
Source: RefSeq, a predicted model, not a curated record
AUGUCAAAAAAGAGGUCUGGUGGCUUGUUUGGGCGGAGGAAGCCAGGGAGCGGCGGCGGAGGAGGCCGGGGAGGGUUGCAACGGCGGGGAGCUCCAGUAGAGGCGGCGACCGGGGAGAAUUCCGGCGGCGGAGGAGGCCGGGGAGGGCUGCAGCGGCGGGGAGCUCCAGCAAAGGUGGCGGUAGGGAGAUCUAUAGCGAUGGAUGAGCGCAGCGGUGGGGGCCAGGGAGGAGGCAGAGGGUUGCAGGUGGCGGUAGGCCGGUCAGGUGGCGGGAGGCCGGUAGGCGGUCGGGGAGCUGGGGGCCGCAGGCGGUGCAAGGCCGCAAGGAGUGGAGGCCGAGGGCGUGGGGAGCGAAGGGCCACAUGUGGGAGCUGUGGCUAG